This is a messenger RNA of Marchantia polymorpha subsp. ruderalis, 1189 nucleotides long. The record is from the annotation of a GenBank genome assembly. Lineage: Eukaryota; Viridiplantae; Streptophyta; Marchantiopsida; Marchantiales; Marchantiaceae.
AGGGCGGGUACGGAGGAGGUUCCUCGUUUACACGCGCGCAUAUCUUGCUUCCGGGCUCUUCAGAGUUUUCCUCUGAACUACCUCUCCCGUCUUGCUUGCCUCUACACACCAACGCUGGAGCAUUGUUCUGGUUGCGCUCGCAUUCCGUUCUGCCUGCCUGCUUCCCCACGACCGCGGACGACAUUGCCUCGUUUGUCUUCGCAAAUCCAUCGAGUUUCGGUCAGGAGAAGGAGAAUCGAGGCCUUGUGCAGCGCGUUGCAGAUCUGACGAGAAGCGCGAGAGGGAGCAAGGAGAUCUUUGACGAGAGCUCGUAGCGCGUGUCUGUGUCAGGGCCAGCGAGUAGAGAUGGGCCGCGGUGUGAGCAGCGGUGGAGGACAGAGUUCUUUGGGGUAUCUGUUUGGUGACGACCGUCAGUCUGGGGGCAAGGCCGCCCCUCCCGCUCCCGCCGCUGUGCCUCAGGCGCAACCCGCACAACAACAAUCUGGUGCGGCUGCCAGCAAAGAGGCCGCGCAGGCCCAGGCCGCUCACGACAAGGUGCCGAAAGAGUUGCCUGCCGCCGGGAAGUCGGACAGUGGAACUUCGCUUAAUAUGGGAAAUCCAAGGCUCGGUAGAAACAACAAUAACUAUCACCGCUCUGACGGCCAAAAUACUGGCAACUUUAUCACUGAUCGUCCCACUACUAAAGUGCACGCCGCUCCCGGCGGAAGCUCAUCACUUAAUUAUUUAUUCCAGGGAACACCGAAACCUGACUCUAAGUAGACCCACCUUCAUGUACAAGAUUGCGCCCAGUCGACUCUGUGUGCACCUGCCUUGUGUCUGAGAUGACGUCUUUGGGUGCCGCCGCCAGCAAAGUCGUGCUUCCAGACGGUGGGCUUCUUAAAAGACAGGCGGCCCUCCCCCUUGUGACAGUCAUCCCUCUUUUUCCCAUCAGUAGCCACUUAACUGUGGUAUUUAGGAGAUAAUCUCAAGCUCUAGCUAUUGUAGUGAAUCAACCAAAAAAAUAGAUGUCGAUUUUGAGUAGUUGGAUCGUGUCCAGCCGUACGUGGAUUCAGAGAUCCCUCUGGUAUCAUUUGUUACUAUGAAAUGAAGCCAUUUUCAAUGGAAUCUGUCCAAUAUGCUCUUCGAAGAACUUCUGUAUGAUACGAGCUUUCCAUCAAUACAGUUUCAUUUAAAGAGUGUUUUUGUUUGU